Messenger RNA from Colletotrichum abscissum, 1551 nucleotides. RefSeq lists its product as uncharacterized. Lineage: Eukaryota; Fungi; Ascomycota; Sordariomycetes; Glomerellales; Glomerellaceae. Gene Ontology annotation, biological process: transmembrane transport; carbohydrate transport. Gene Ontology annotation, molecular function: carbohydrate:proton symporter activity. The record is from RefSeq and is a predicted model, not a curated record. The transcript has a single exon. Gene Ontology annotation, cellular component: membrane. Bases 1 to 1551 code for a protein of 516 amino acids.
AUGCCACUACGAACCACCUGGGUACAUCAUAAAUGGGCAAUCUUUUAUUGUGCUGUAUCAGCCAUCGGAGCCCUCUGCUAUGGAUAUGACAAUACGUACUACAACGGUGUAUUGGCCAUGCAGGAGUUCAAGAAUGAUUACGGAGAUGUCCGUGAUGCCACCGGCAAGCUCGCUCUGUCUUCGUCUUUCCAGUCUCUCACAGCUUCCGCUAUUUACAUUGGCGACUUGCUUGGCGCAAUGAUUGCUGCUCCCCUCAAUGAUCGCUACGGCCGAAAGUCCACGUUCUGGCUGGCUUCAUUCUGCAUAUUCAUCGGCGGCAUUUGUCAAGUCGCAGACACAAUCAGCUCAGAAGCCCUACUUGUGGUCGGACGCAUCUUGAUUGGCCUUGGAGUGGGCCAGUUUACCGUCACUUCAUUGCUGUACAUCGGUGAAGUUGCACCCUUGGGCAUCCGAGGACCAGCACUCAUGUGCUUCCAAUUUCUCCAAUCCUGGUCUCAGUUAUGCGCAUCCGCGAUCAACCAGGGCACCAAGAGCAUCGCAAGCUCUCUGGGAUACCGUGUUCCUAUGGGAGGCCUUGUCAUUCUUCCUCUAAUCAUGGCCGCCCUUCUUCCCUUCAUUCCGGAGAGCCCGCUGUGGUACGUUCUCAAGGGCCGUCAUACAGAGGCCGAGCAAUGUUUUCGCAAGAUCAAUCAGAGCAACCCGAACUACGACCCGUCAGAGGAUAUGGCUACUGCUGAAAAUGCCAAGAAUGUCGAAGAGGAACAUGCCGAAUUCUCUUCAUGGGGAGCCCUGAUAACGGAUCCCAUCGAAAGACGCAAGUUGAUCUACUCGGCUGGAGCCAUGUUCAGUCAGCAGAUCUGCGGCAUUCUGUUCUUCUACGUUUAUGGUGUUGUAUUCGUACAGGCAAUUGGGUUGGGCGACCCUUUUCUCGUUCAACUGAUCACCAACAUUGUUCAAAUCUUCGCCGUGGGCGCCUCUAUAAUCACUGUCAACAAAGUGCGCCGCCGUACCAACCUCAUGAUCACCAACUUGAUGAUGCUGGUGGCCUUCAUCAUUAUCGGCGGCGUGGCGGUCAAGCCGCUUACAUCUUCGACACAAUACGUCAUUGUAGUGUUUUCCUUUGUCGUCGUAGUUGGCUUCAACUUCGGUCUUGGCCCCCUUGCGUACACCGUCGCUCGGGAAAUGGCAGUCGGUCCCAACCAGAACAAGAUCAUGUCCGCGAGUAUCGUCAUUUUUUACCUGACAACCUGGGUGGUCUCGUUCACCGCGCCCUAUUUAUACUACGAUGCUGGACUAGGUCCAAUGGUAGGCUUCGUAUACGCUGGAACGACGUGUCUCUCCAUACUGUGGACAUGGUUUUGUGUGGGCGAAACCGCAGGCAGAUCAAGUUUGGAGAUUUCGAGAUUUUUCACUGAAAGGAUACCCGUCAGAGCUUGGAGGAGUCAUGUAUUCUCGGAAAGCGAAUCCUCGGGAGAAAUGAGCUCAGAAGACAAAGGCAAGGGUAUGCCGAAUGGCCCUUUAACGGCAGAGCACCAGGAAUUUGCUGUAUAA